AUAUAUAGCAACAGCUUCUCAUUGAGUUGUCUUCAUUGUUAUUGAAGAGACCAGUGCUAACUUUUCUCAGCUAGAUGAUUUGACUUGGUAAAGUCACGAUGGAGUACGAAGGACUAGGAUGUCUGCAUGAUAUGUUCAGGCGUCAAGCCAAGAUAUCCCCCGAUGCUGUUGCUAUAGUAGCAGAGGAUGGCAAGACAAUGACAUACAAAGAGUUAGAUGAGGUGACAGAUAUCUUAGCAACACAUCUUCAUGGCAAGGGUGUGGUUAGUGAUUCUAUUGUGGGAAUAUAUCUAGAGAAAUGUCUUGAAUAUCCCAUCGCUUAUAUUGCAAUUCUAAAAGCAGGAGGAGCCUAUUUACCUCUAGAUAUUUCCUAUCCUCAACCAUUGCUUGAUGACAUCUUAUUAGACUCCAAACCAGUCUCAGUUAUCACCUUCAGAGAUUCAGUGCCAAGACUCAAGAGUGCCCGUGAUGUGACAGUUCUUGAUACCAACUGGUCUGUGAGACUGAAGGAAGGAAACAUCAAGCAAGGCCUAGAUGUAUCCAUGUGUUCACAAGUAACUCUGGAUAACUUAGCGUUUGUUGCUUAUUCCUCUGGAACAACAGGAAAACCAAAAGGUAUCAUGUGUGUCCAUCGAGCUGCUGUAUUCUCUUACCACUGGCGACAUAUCAACUACCCAUUCCAACCAGGAGACCGCAUUGCUUGUAAUGUCUUCUUUGUAUGGGAAAUGCUCAGACCAUUGUUGAAAGGUUAUCCAAUGUACAUCAUCCCUGAUUAUGUCAUCUACGAUCCUGCCCUACUCUUAUCGUUUCUGAAGAGGCAUGCUAUUACUCGCAUGUUGUUUACUCCAUCACUCUUGGCUACAGUCUUAGACACUGAUGAUGUAGACAUAGCAACUUCCCUUCAAUCGAUGAGGUUGAUUGUUUUAUGUGGGGAAGUGGUGACUGUAGGUCUAAUGGCUCGCAUUGCUGAGAUUCUUCCUGAUGUCAUCGUCAUGAAUUUAUACAGUGUAUCAGAGACUCAUGAUGUAGCGGCGACUAAUCUAACUCUGGAGAUGAAAUCCAUUCUGGGAUCUGAAGGCAAAGAGAAGACACAGAAGUUUUGCCCAGCUGGUAGGUUGCUCCCUGGUGUUCAUGUUGUCAUCUUGAAUGAUGAGAUGGAACUGCAACCAGUAGGCUCCUCAGGAGAGAUUUAUGUAGGAGGACCUGGCCUGGCUCGUGGUUAUCUGAACCGUCCUGAGAUGAAUGCCAAACGGUUCAUAGCUCGCCCCAAGGGUGUUCCAGAAUCUGUUGGGGAUAGAUUGUACAGAUCUGGGGAUUGGGGAUACAUGUUAUCCGAUGGUCACCUGGAGAUAUGUGGACGAUGUGAUACCAUGGUAAAAAUAAGAGGUUACAGCAUAGAAAUACAGGCUGUAGAAGCAGCCCUCUUGGAGUUGCCAAUGGUGAAUGCAUGUACAGUGUUAGCCAAAGGAGCUGAAGGGGAAGACAAAUAUCUGGUGGCUUACAUCGUCCAAUCAGAACCAACCAGCAAGAAGGAAAUCCGUGCUGCACUCAAGACAAGGAUACCAGGAUACAUGGUUCCUGCAUACAUUGUGUUUCUUACAAGCAUGCCUCUCCUACCUGCUUCUGGCAAGUUAGACAAGAAAAGUCUUCCUGACUUUGACCCCAAGACAGCAGAUAUUGGUCCUGUCAAUGGAGAGCAAGGCAAGCCAUGUACAGAGACAGAGAUAAAAGUUGCAGCAAUGUGGAGUGAUUUACUGAGAAUAGCUAACAUAGAUGUCCAAGAAAGUUUCUUUGAUCUUGGAGGUCAUUCUCUCCUGGCAGCGAGACUCUUAAACCAGAUCAGAGAUGGUUUUGGGGUACAGAUGACGGUUCGUGAGUUGUUUAUACACUCCACAGUGACCCAGAUGUCAGCAUUGAUUGACUCCAAGCUUGUUGGAGAAAGCCCAGAUCAAGGGUCCUAUCAUGCUUUGAAUCUUCAUGAAGAAGUUAACCAACAUGACCAAGGUAUCGUCAGUAUUGACAUGCAAUUACGGGCUUUUUGGCGUUCCAUUCAUUAUGGAGACCGAUGGAGAGCUGGUCGAGUCUUACUGACGGGUGCGACUGGAUUCCUAGGGGCAUUCAUACUUAGGGAUCUUCUUCGGAAAACAGAGAACCACAUUUACUGUUUGGUGAAAGAACUACCAGACUUGACAGGGAAGGAGCGUCUUCUGAGAACACUGAGGCAAUACAACAUCAUUCUUAGAGAGACUGAGGGCGCUGAUGAUAGCGACACUAAACCUACUGACAAUGACAUACUGGCCAAGUUUGACAAGAGAGUCACCGCAAUCACAGGUGAUGUUUCUCUGCUUAGGCUGGGCAUGAUGGAGGAAGAUUACACCUACCUCACCUUUGAGAUUGACAGUGUCGUUCAUGCUGCUGCCUAUGUCAACCUAGUCUAUCCCUAUGAAGCCCUACGAGGUGCCAACGUCAUCGGUACACAGAAUGUAGUACUCUUCUCAUGCACCAAUAAGAUCAAACCUCUGCAUCAUGUGAGCACCAAUGCAGUGUUUCCAGUCGGUCUGACAAAAUGUCGUGAAGAUUGCAACAUGUCUGCAGUUGGUGACCAGCUGACAGAUGGAUACAGUCAGAGUAAAUGGGUUGGUGAGCAGUUAGUCCAGAGAGCUCAGUCACGAGGUCUGCCUGCAGUCAUUUACCGGCCAGGUAAUCUGUCUGGAGAGUCAAAGACAGCCGAGUGGAAUUCAGCAGACACCAACCUCCUAACAUUACAGGGUUGUCUCCGGACUCUGACUGCUCCUGAUGUCAAAUGGUUGAUAGAAAUGACUCCAGUAGACUUUGUUAGUGAAUUUAUUGUUACAGUCAGCCAGAAUAUCAUGCUGGGUGUUAGCAAGGUGUUUCACCUGGUCCAUCCUGAACCUCUCCAAAGCAGGACUUUGUUUGAGUGGAUUUCAGAUCUAGGGUAUCCAUUGCAAAUGCUGCCCUUUCAUGAAUGGUGCAAUGAGUUGAAACGUCUUCAUCAUAGUGCGGAUAAAGAAGAUUCUUUACUGGCUGACAAACUGGACAACAUUGUCAAGAAUGAAUCAUUCUUCAUGGAUUAUACCUCCUUCUCCCAAGCUAACGUUGAGACAGUACUCUCUACUCUACAAAUGUCCUAUCCUCCAUUGGAUAAACGACUCAUUCGCGGUUAUCUCCAACAGCUGUUUGUGAAGAAGAUCUUGAAACCACCGAUCUUACUGUCUUCAAAUUCUCACAAACCCCUGCAAGGUAAGGUUGCUGUCGUCACAGGUGGCUCCUCGGGAAUCGGUCUGGGUAUCGCUAAGUCGUUAGCACAAGCAGGUGCAGCAGUAGCGUUAGCCGCAAGACAUGAAGAGAAACUUGAACAAGCAAGACUGAAGAUUGCAGAGAUUGGAGGGAAGGUUAUUGCAGUCCAAACAGAUGUCUGUGUAAGACAGCAGGUGAAAGAAUUAAUUGCAAAGACUGAAGGCGAGCUUGGCCCGGUGGAUAUUCUCAUUAACAAUGCUGGAAUCGGCUACUACACAUUAAUGAAGAAUUUGCACGAAGACGAGUGGGAUCAAACUGUGGAUGUUAACUGCAAGGGAGUUUUGAAUGGUAUUGGUGCCGUUCUCUCUGGAAUGAUAGCAAGGGGCAGAGGUCACAUCGUGAAUAUCUCGUCUGACGCAGGCAGAGCUUCUUUCCCAGGCUUGGCUGUUUAUGCUGGAACCAAGUACUUUGUUGAAGGAAUGACAUCAUCAUUAAGGAAAGAACUUGUUGGAACCGGCAUCAGAGUAACUAACGUUCAACCUGGCGAUGUCUCGACAGGAUUCAAUGAAGGGAAGAUGAUUGAUCAAGAAGCAAUAGACAAGUAUUUGAACCUCGAGUUGGACAAGUACCUGUCUCCAGACGACAUAGGAAGAGCAGUCUUGUAUGCUGUGACUCAACCCACAGGUGUUGCUGUUAAUGAAAUACUCGUUGAACCGACUGAUUUCCCAGCUGUUUGAAUGACAUCAAAACCUCAUUCUGGUUUUGUUUGAACUAUUUCAAUUGAUCAAAUCAUUUGGUUCAAUCCUUGUCUUUUUUCCGCAAAAGAUGAAAUUCAAGAAAUAGAUUGAGACAUUUCAUUUUAGUAGCACAUUACGUCGAUUGAGUUUCCCUCAGCAGUGUUAUACAGCGUGAAGAAUGAAAACGCUAACUUGUCAGGUUUAAUCAUUUUAAAGAAAUGGCAAAACCAAGUUUUAAUUUGCAUAUACAUGUAUAUAGAACAGUUUACAACGUUAUUAAUGUUUGACUUUGAUCGAACUGCAACUAAGCUUGCCGACAACGAAAAAACAGCGGUGUUGCAAAUAAUGCAAACUGCUAAGGGAAGUGUGUGCCAACUAGUCGGAGAAUAAUACCAAGGUUAUUGAUUGGUUGAAAGUUCAGUUGAUAAGGUUGGCAUGAUGCUCAGUAUCUCCAUAACAAUUCAAGAUUGAUUGUGAUAUAUUUCAAGAAAGGAUGACAUUUUCGUCUGCUCAUUUGCCUAUUUACAAAGUUAUAAUCCAACACAGGUAGACCUGUAUAUCGACAAGAGUAUAAUAAGUUACUCAGUCACCGAAAGCUCGGCAAUCGUAUAUUUCAGAGCACUGAUUUGAUAUUAUAUUCUUGUCGAGAUCACGGUGCUACGCAGCCCUUCCAUGUUUCACAGGUAGACCUGUGCUUGGCAGAUGGCCAUAUACACCGUUGUGUAUACCUGUCGUUGAUCAGUACGCGUCUUCAUUGCAUUUGUAUCCAGUCUGUCGUGGAAUUGUGUCGUUGUGCCGUCGUGUUGUGUCAUCCUGUCCGUUUCAAUUUUACCCUUCUCGAUUGUAAAGGGAGAUUCAACAAAAAGGUAGCCUUUGUUUACUAGCUUGAGAUAUUAAUUAAUACAUUAUUUCUAAUCGUCUGUUGCUCGACAGUAAAAUUUGAUGUACUAGAAGGAGAUAUUUGGAACUCAUGUCCGACUUAAAAUGAAAGUUUAAAAUAGGAAAAGUAUAGUAACGAAAAUGAUAGGUUGAGAAGAUGAUGAUGCCAUGGAUGUUGGUGAGAGGCCCUACUCUCCCCUUCCUUGAAUGCAUCUGGUCUCUGCAAUCCCUCUUGCAAUUCUAUUGAAAGGUUGGAAUGUUCCCCCCCCAAAAAAAAAAAAAGUUCGACCGUUUUCCUAGAAAGCCUGAAUUAUUAAGACAUCAACUUGAUUGAUUGUAUGAUGUUUUACAUUGAUUGUGUGAAUGUAUCUCCUUGGGAUUGGACAGCACCGACAGGUUUAUUCCACAUUGAAUUGGGGGUCAUACAGCCAGGAACCCAUGGAAGUUUUUAUAAAUUGUGGGAACGAUUGCAUUGAUUAUCAUUGUUUCUCAAACUUGGGUGGUUUAUAUUUUUUGUUUUGCUUGUUUGUUUGUUUGUUUGUUUGUUUGUUUGCUUUUUUGUUUGUAAACUUUGCUCAUCUGGUAGAGUGUUCACGGAUGACAGUCGAUGGAAAUGCUGAUAGCAUGAAAUCGAAUCAGCAAUUUGAAUUGUAAAUGAAAAAUCAGGACGUAAAAAAUUGAUCAUAAAAUUCAAAUUUCCAAAGCGAAAAUACCGCAUCGAAGUGCCGUGUUAACACAAUUCUUCCUCAGUCGACUACACGUGUGAUAUUUUAAAGUGUCGAUUUAGUCUUAUCUUGUAAUUUACCUGAAGGGACAGAACGCCAUCUGACCAUUAAAGGUGAUACAGUGA
Acanthaster planci (crown-of-thorns starfish) is the source of this 5724-nucleotide messenger RNA. RefSeq lists its product as uncharacterized. The record is from RefSeq and is a predicted model, not a curated record. Gene Ontology annotation, molecular function: phosphopantetheine binding; oxidoreductase activity. Lineage: Eukaryota; Metazoa; Echinodermata; Asteroidea; Valvatida; Acanthasteridae.